Molecule: messenger RNA, 1038 nt
Organism: Spathaspora passalidarum NRRL Y-27907
Lineage: Eukaryota; Fungi; Ascomycota; Pichiomycetes; Serinales; Debaryomycetaceae
Gene: IFG3
Product: Ifg3p
Exons: 2
Coding region: 1-1038 (345 amino acids)
Molecular function (GO): D-amino-acid oxidase activity; FAD binding
Source: RefSeq, a predicted model, not a curated record
AUGACAAAAUACGUGAUCGUAGGCUCGGGAAUAAUUGGUCUUUACACCACAUUCCAACUUCUCGAACAUCAUAUUGCACCCCAUGAAAUCACCGUAAUUGCGGAAUACAUGCCGGGGGAUGAGUCCAUUAAUUAUACUUCACCAUAUGCUGGUGGGAACUUUUCGUGCAUUACUGGUGAUGAUCCAGAUACGUUAGAAUUCGACAAAUAUACUUAUUUAAACCUUCAUCGGAUUCAAAAGGUGCUUGGGAAAGAAGCUGGAUUGGACAGAUAUCCUAGUGUUGAGCUUUGGGAUCGUCGUCCUGCUCCAGAAAAAAUUGAGAGUUUACUGAGUUAUUUAGAUCAGUAUGACGUCAUUACUGAAAAGGAUGAACUAGACGGAGCUGAAUUCGGAAUCAGGUUCCUUAGUUGGAACUUUAACUGCCCUAAAUUCUUAGCUAAUUUCCAAAAAUACUUGGAAAAGCAAGGGGUUAGGUUUGUUAAAAAGAGAUUGUCCCACAUUGUGCAAGCCUAUGGACCAAGCACUAAAACUGUCAUCAAUUGUUCUGGAAUUGGUGCCCGUACCUUGGGUGGUGUAGAAGAUAAGCAAGUUUAUCCUACUCGUGGUCAAGUAGUGGUCAUUAAGGCACCACAUAUCAUGGAGAACAAAAUGAGAUGGGGUGAUGAUUACGCUACGUACAUUAUCAAACGUCCUUACUCUCAUGAUCAGUUGAUUCUUGGUGGGUUCAUUCAAAAGGACAAUUGGACUGGUGACACUUUCAAGAGUGAAACUGAAGAUAUACUUAACAGAACGACUACUCUCUUACCUAAGAUCUUGUUGAAGAACCCUGGUGGUGAUAAGGUUGAAGAUUUGGAAAUUUUGAGAGUGGCUGCCGGAUUAAGACCAAGCAGACAUGGUGGUGCCAGAAUCGAACGGGAAAGCUUCGAUGAAGGAAAGGUGUUGAUUCAUAAUUAUGGUGCCAGUGGGUAUGGGUACCAAGCGGGAUUGGGUAUGGCUUAUAAGGCUGUCCAAUUAGCUGUAGCUAAAAGUAAGUUGUAA